CUAUAGGUCAGCCACUACAUAAACAGUCUUGUUCAGCUGUCGAAACCCUCACAUCUCUCGUUCUUCUCUCCUCACACUCAACGAGUUUGGAGGCGAGCCGGACGCAGGGGUUUCCAUUUGGAAGACAUAAUGGCUGACAAUCAUCAGCACCCAACCAUUGUUCAGAAGUUAGGUAGCCAGCUGCACAUGGGUUCUAGCCUUUCUCAAGAUGCUCAGAUGCGAUAUGGGAGCUUCCAAAGGCCUGCAGUGCACCAGAGACGUUUUUCAUAUGGGAAUUAUUCUAAUGCAGCUUUGCAGUAUCCCAUGACUCAGACAUGCCGUGAUCUGUCAUUUGUUACUGCAAAUGCUUCACCUGUGUUUGUCCAAGCUCCCGCAGAGAAAGGAUUUGCAGGCUUUGCUAUUGAUUUUCUUAUGGGCGGAGUGUCAGCUGCUGUAUCCAAAACUGCUGCUGCUCCCAUCGAACGUGUGAAGCUUCUUAUCCAAAAUCAAGAUGAGAUGCUUAAGACUGGUCGUCUUUCUGAACCCUACAAGGGAAUUGGAGAGUGUUUCGGACGAACAAUUAAAGAAGAAGGGUUUGGGUCAUUGUGGAGGGGGAACACUGCUAAUGUUAUCCGUUACUUCCCCACUCAGGCCUUGAACUUUGCAUUCAAGGACUACUUUAAGAGGCUGUUCAAUUUCAAGAAAGACCGCGAUGGCUACUGGAAAUGGUUUGCUGGUAACUUGGCAUCUGGUGGUGCUGCUGGUGCUUCUUCCUUACUUUUCGUAUAUUCCUUGGAUUAUGCUCGUACUCGUCUGGCAAAUGAUGCCAAGGCUGCAAAGAAGGGAGGAGAGAGGCAGUUCAAUGGCUUGGUUGACGUCUAUAGGAAGACUCUCAAGUCGGAUGGUGUUGCUGGUCUUUACCGUGGGUUCAACAUUUCAUGUGUCGGCAUCAUUGUCUACCGUGGUUUGUACUUCGGAAUGUACGACUCUCUGAAGCCAGUAAUCUUGACUGGAAAAUUGCAGGAUAGUUUCUUCGCUAGCUUUGCUCUCGGUUGGGUCAUCACAAAUGGUGCUGGCCUUGCCUCCUAUCCAAUUGAUACUGUCCGUAGAAGAAUGAUGAUGACAUCUGGUGAAGCUGUCAAAUACAAGAGUUCACUCGAUGCAUUCUCUCAAAUCCUCAAGAACGAGGGUGCCAAAUCUUUGUUCAAGGGUGCUGGUGCUAACAUCCUCCGAGCAGUUGCUGGUGCUGGUGUGCUAGCCGGUUAUGACAAGCUUCAGGUCAUUGUUUUCGGAAAGAAGUACGGAUCUGGUGGGGGCUAAUUGAGACCAUGGAGAGACUACUCUACUCAGCACUCACCCAAUUUUCCCUUAGAUGUUGAUGAAAAUUAUUUUGGAUUUUCCAUAUUAGAGUUGAUUUAGCACAAUAUCUACUCAUUUGAAUAACUGAGUUUUAGAGGGAGUUCAUCUCCCCAACAUUAUUUCCUUCCUCAGAAGAUUUUUCAUAUCUACAAACAUCAUUGAAAAGGUACAGUUGUGUACCUUGUACCUUAAUAUUUUUGGCAAUCAUAAUUGUUUUUUUUCUAAA
Messenger RNA from Cornus florida, 1564 nucleotides. Its product is annotated as ADP,ATP carrier protein, mitochondrial. Gene Ontology annotation, biological process: mitochondrial ADP transmembrane transport; mitochondrial ATP transmembrane transport. Gene Ontology annotation, cellular component: mitochondrial inner membrane. NCBI's taxonomy places the organism in Eukaryota, Viridiplantae, Streptophyta, Magnoliopsida, Cornales, Cornaceae. The record is from RefSeq and is a predicted model, not a curated record. Bases 130 to 1299 code for a protein of 389 amino acids. The transcript has 4 exons. Gene Ontology annotation, molecular function: ATP:ADP antiporter activity.